Messenger RNA from Synchytrium microbalum, 381 nucleotides. Its product is annotated as hydroxyisourate hydrolase. Lineage: Eukaryota; Fungi; Chytridiomycota; Chytridiomycetes; Synchytriales; Synchytriaceae. The record is from RefSeq and is a predicted model, not a curated record. The transcript has 3 exons. Bases 1 to 381 code for a protein of 126 amino acids. Gene Ontology annotation, molecular function: hydroxyisourate hydrolase activity. Gene Ontology annotation, biological process: purine nucleobase metabolic process.
AUGGCAGCCCGCUCGCGAAUCACUACGCACGUACUUGAUGCCUCUAAUGGUGUCCCUGCAUCUGGAGUCGACGUGCAAAUAUCUGUCAUGACUGGAAGCACUGGAUUCAAUGCUACUUGGCAGGUUCUUGCAUCUGGAAAGACCGACUCUGACGGCCGAUGCACGACAUUACUCCUUGACGCUGCAGGAACUCCACUAGCAUUGACACCCGGUGUUUACAAGCUGGAUUUCGCUACCGCACCGUACUUUGAAGGGAAGGGCCAGAAAUGCUUCUUUCCUUUCUGCUCGAUAUCGUUUGAAGUACCAAAUCCACCACAACCACACUACCAUGUACCAUUGCUAUUGAGCAAUUAUUCGUAUAGCACGUAUCGUGGCUCAUAA